AUGUCAGGAAUUCCACCGCUUCCUGAACGAUUCGAUGAUCUCCCCGACAAGCGUCGGUAUUGGCCUGCGCCCGCCGGCUCGGAAGAAGAGGGUCUAGGCAUGCUGCGCAUCCUAACGCCAGAGAUAGUCGCAGAAGCGGCACGAACGCAAAUCCAGACUGGCGAGCGAGUGUGUCUAAACUGGGACAUUGAGAACUUGAACCCACCUGGAUUCGGUCGCAAGCCCUUUGAGCACCGCAUCAAAUGGGUCAACGAGGGCGUUGCAUUCGACGAUGAAUACCACUUCAAUCCUCAACAAACCUCACAAUGGGACGGCUUCAGACACCAUGCCAAUAAAGACGGUGUCUUCUACGGCGGCACGACAGCUGAAGAAAUCAUGGACACUCAAUCACCACGCAUUGGAAUCGGAUACUGGGCGAAGAAGGGCAUUGCAGGUCGUGGCGUUUUAAUCGAUUACGUCUCGUACGCCCAAAAAAGAGGCAUUCCUCUAAACGCGCUCUCUCGACAAAUGAUCUCUCUCGACGAAGUUCAAGAAAUCGCACGAGACUGCAACAUUACCUUCCAAAAGGGCGAUAUUUUCUUCCUCCGCGUGGGCUUGCCAGGGACAUGGGCGGCUAUGUCUGCGGAAGAGCGCAAGGCAUACAGCGAGCAGCGCAUGCCGCAGCAUGCAGGUAUCGAACAGAGUGAGCGAGUACUACGCUUCAUGUGGGAUAACCACUUUGCAGCUGUUGCGUCUGACGCAGUGAGCUUUGAGGUGUUCCCUGCGAUCAACGAAGAGUAUGAUCUACACCAUCACCUGUUGGCUGGGUGGGGAGUGCCGAUUGGAGAGAUGUUUGAUUUGGAUGAGUUGGCGGCUACUUGUGAAAGAUUGGGGCGUUGGAGUUUCUUUAUUUCGAGUAGUCCAUUGAAUUGUGCUCGGGGAGUGUCUAGUACGCCUAAUUGCAUGGCGAUCUUCUAG
Messenger RNA from Penicillium subrubescens, 957 nucleotides. RefSeq lists its product as uncharacterized. Bases 1 to 957 code for a protein of 318 amino acids. Gene Ontology annotation, molecular function: arylformamidase activity. The record is from RefSeq and is a predicted model, not a curated record. The transcript has a single exon. Lineage: Eukaryota; Fungi; Ascomycota; Eurotiomycetes; Eurotiales; Aspergillaceae.